AUGUUGGAGUUUCUUCUGCUGGACAAGAGAGUUGCCUCCCUGAAAAUUCAAGUCGAGGAUAGUGCCCUGACUCUUGUCUGUGCUUAUAUGCCAACAAUUGGGUCAGAGUAUUUGGCUGUUGUGGGCUAUUCGGUCCCUGUACAAGCAGAGCGAAAGCUUGGUUCCCAAUACCGACUGCAAGUCAUAUUUGUGCCUGAAGUUAAGACUCUAGGAGCACGCCGGAGGAAGGAUCGAAUAAUGAAUCGAAGCAGAGCAAUUUUCUCUCUGGGAUUUUGCUUUACUGAUAUCUUCUUUAGCGCCAUCAUCCGCAAUCCAAAGUGGUCACUAGUGCUGGUUAUUCUAUUCCUUACAGAGCAAAACCUGAGGAACUCAAGACGACGAGGAGAGCUGCCAGCACAGGGUCCAACUGAGGAUCCUGUUCAGAGGAGAAACAGGAGAUCCCGAAGACGAGAAAGGAGGGCAUCCACUACUGAAGAUAUUUUUAAUCACUUACCAUCUGAUGAUAGUCAAAUUGCUUAUAGAAGUCUUUCUUGCAUCCAGAAUGAAGCUGGGUGUCGAUUUACAGGUGAAAUCUGCAUACCUGUUUUGCACUGUGAAGCUGUAGCACUUGACUUUGCCAAUGAUAUUAUGGACUGGCAUUUAAACAGCGAUGUUAUUGAUGAAGAAAUUGAAUAUCUGUUAUCACAGGAUACUGAUGUUACUGUUUAUGUAGUGUUGGAAAUGGGAAGAUACUUAGAGCUAGCUGAAAGUUUCUGUCUGGAAAAAGGCUGCAAUGAAAGUGAAGGACCACGACAUCUUAGGCUAACAUACGAUUUUGAAAUUAUAAAUCUGAGUGAUAAUUAUCGCCAGAGACUCACUCAAAGACAGCUGGAUUCAUUGUCUACAAGGACUUUUCAUGGAAAUGAUUCUCUAAGUACUUGUCGGGUAUGUUUGGCCACAUUUAUUGAGGGAGACAUACUUCGCAGCCUGCCAUGCUCUCAUGAAUUUCAUGUAGGCUGUGUGGACCAAUGGCUUUCUAUGCAUUCAGCAUGUCCAAUCUGCCGUGGGUCAGUAAUACCAGCAGUAAGCAUCUGAGAGACCUAAAAAUGAUACAUCCGAAUUUAGUACUGAAAACUGUGCCAGGUUAUA
Molecule: messenger RNA, 1128 nt
Organism: Erpetoichthys calabaricus (reedfish)
Lineage: Eukaryota; Metazoa; Chordata; Cladistia; Polypteriformes; Polypteridae
Exons: 5
Coding region: 1-1074 (357 amino acids)
Cellular component (GO): nucleoplasm; cytoplasm
Source: RefSeq, a predicted model, not a curated record